Messenger RNA from Microtus oregoni (creeping vole), 228 nucleotides. It is a transcript of the gene Defb135, whose product is annotated as defensin beta 135. The coding region runs from base 1 to 228 and encodes 75 amino acids. The record is from RefSeq and is a predicted model, not a curated record. Lineage: Eukaryota; Metazoa; Chordata; Mammalia; Rodentia; Cricetidae. The transcript has 2 exons. Gene Ontology annotation, cellular component: extracellular region. Gene Ontology annotation, biological process: innate immune response.
AUGAGGCGCCUACAGCUGGUCCUUGUGGCCUUUGCCUUGCUCUGCUGUGUUCCACCAGCUAGAAGCGGACUGAAUAUUUACAUACGACGAAUUUUUGAUACAUGCUGGUUAGCAAAAGGCAUUUGCAGGGAAAAAUGUCAGAAAGAGGAAAUUUAUAACAUUUUUUGUGGUACUCAUUUCCUGUGCUGUAUCAGCAAAAAGGACAUGCCCACGCUGUUCGUGAAGUAA